Molecule: messenger RNA, 1701 nt
Organism: Zymoseptoria tritici IPO323
Lineage: Eukaryota; Fungi; Ascomycota; Dothideomycetes; Mycosphaerellales; Mycosphaerellaceae
Exons: 4
Biological process (GO): carbohydrate metabolic process
Molecular function (GO): chitin binding; hydrolase activity, hydrolyzing O-glycosyl compounds
Source: RefSeq, a predicted model, not a curated record
GGAGACACCUGCAUCUCAUUGGCAGACAAGUGCGGCAACCUCACCAUCAGUGACUUCCAGAGCUACAACGGCGCUGGGAACUCUCCGGAUUAUAACGCUACCUUCUGCGGCGCUUUGGACGUCAAUCAAGUUGUCUGCUGUGGAGCGGGAAAUUAUCCUGAUUUCACGCCGAAGCCGAAUCCGGAUGGGACUUGUAUUGAGUGGACGGUCAAGGCGAAUGAUACUUGCACGGAUACUUGGGGGUUUGGAGGCUGCUACUUCCUCCUACCUGGACAAAAGAUCUGCCUUAGCGAGGGAACACCACCAUUCCCAGCACCUGUCGACAACGCACAGUGCGGACCGCAAAUCGAAGGCACCGCUGCGACAACCAAUAUCACCGGAUGGGCCGACUUGAAUCCUUGCCCAAAUAAAGCAUGCUGCAACAAAUGGGCCCAAUGCGGAAUCACCGGCGACUUCUGCAUCCCAGAGCGAGCAUACACCGGUGCUCCGGGUUCUGCACCGCCCGGCAAGAACGGCUGCAUCUCCAACUGUGGCAUGGAAAUCAUCUCCUCGCCCGAACCACCGGCUGUAUUCGAGAAGAUUGGAUACUUCGAGACAUGGAACCAGGAACGUCCAGGUUUACACAUGUGGCCCCGGGACAUCAACUCCAACGGAAGCUACCAGUACACCAUGGUCCAUUACGCUUUCAUGAACAUCAUCGAAGGGUAUGAGAUUUCUGCGGCGCCGUACGAGGACAAUUGGAACGAGUUCCUCAACACGACGGGAUUCAAGAAGAUUGUGACGUUUGGUGGAUGGGCUUUCUCGACGGAGAAUUUCACGUACAAUGUCUUCCGUGAUGGUGUCACUACUGCCGAUCGACAGAAGUUCGCGCAGAACGUCGCUCGGUUUGUGAUUGAUAACAAGCUCGAUGGUGUGGACUUUGAUUGGGAAUACCCAGGUGCACCAGACAUCCCCGGCAUCCCACCAGCUAGCCCGGAGAAUGGCAGAGACUACCUCGAAUUCCUCAAAAUCGUCCGCCAACUCCUCCCAGCCCCCUACACCGUCUCCAUCGCCAUCCCCGCUUCAUACUGGUACCUCAAAGGCUUCCCCAUCGAAGAAAUGGCACCCGUCCUCGACUACAUGGUCGCCAUGACUUACGACCUCCACGGCCAAUGGGACUACGGCAACAACUACUCCCAACCCGGCUGCCCCACCGGCGACUGUCUCCGCUCGCACGUCAACCAGACUGAAACCGAACAGGCCUUGUCUAUGAUCACCAAAGCCGGUGUGCCGUCCAACAAAGUCAUCUUCGGCCAAGCGUUGUACGGUCGCAGUUUCCGCAUGACUACACCGGGUUGCUACACUUCACAGUGCAAGUACACCGGUCCUGAGUCCGGCGCCGCGAAGGGUGUAUACACCGGUACGUCGGGUUACAUCUCCAACUACGAGAUCCGACAGAUCAUCGCCAACGGAACUCGUGCGGGCGCGCUCGAAGGUCGACAAAUCGGCGAGACGCCUUCCACGUACUAUAACGUUCAGGAAUACUACUCGCCCGACAUGGGUAAUGUGCUCGUCUACAACGAUGUGGAGUGGGUUUCUUGGACCGACGAUCGAACGUACAACAACCGCACGGAGUGGGUGCGGGCGCUGAACUUUGGUGGUAUUGUCGACUGGGCGAUGGACUUGAAUGCGACUUAUCCGGAUCGUGCGGUGGCUGCGCCG